Messenger RNA from Haliotis rufescens (red abalone), 17446 nucleotides. RefSeq lists its product as uncharacterized. Gene Ontology annotation, biological process: negative regulation of gene expression, epigenetic. The record is from RefSeq and is a predicted model, not a curated record. Gene Ontology annotation, cellular component: nucleoplasm. The transcript is spliced from 26 exons. The coding region runs from base 51 to 11381 and encodes 3776 amino acids. NCBI's taxonomy places the organism in Eukaryota, Metazoa, Mollusca, Gastropoda, Lepetellida, Haliotidae.
GUCCCAGUCAACAAACGACAGACGGCAAAAGGAUGGCCUGUCUCUAGAAAAUGGCGAAUGUGUUUGAUAUUUUCAAUGUCAAGCGCCCAAGCGAAGUUGACAGCGGCAUCAAAUCCCAAGGGGAUUCAGUGUCAUUCAAAACUUCUGAAUUGAACUGUCAGAAAAGGGUUCAAGACAGCACGGAAGCAGACAUUUUUGAAAACAAACAUGGCGCGAAGGUACCCGGAAAUGAUACAUUGGAUGAUGAACAAAAAUCAAUCAGAAUGGACAACACACCUUCUUUUGUCAUUCCUAAGCUGAAGAGGAAGGAAGAAGAUUUGUUGACUGAAAUUAGCAACGAUUCCCAUGAAUUCCAACAGGAGAUACUACCAUCCAUCAGCAAGAGUUUCCGUUGUUCCUCAUCACCAAGCAGAUUCUCUUAUUACAGGAUACGAACUGUCCACAAUGGUGACCUCACACAAGCUUAUCUGGAGAGAAGACGUGAGUUGAAACAAGCCGGAUACUCUGACAGAGAUGUUGCUGACAGCUAUGCAUUCCUUCUUGUGGACAGUGAGGCUGAGGUGGAAACGAUAUGCAAGGAAGGGGUGAAGAUUGGGAAUCUCACGACAUCCUGUUUGGGACACCCUCACAUGGGUGUGCAGCUGAGUAAGCAUGCAGAUGUACUACGUCCAACAUCCAUCCCUGUCCGCAGCAAGGGACUUGUAAUCAUGUUUAAAGUCAUGAAGGGUCGUGUGAAGCCUGUGUUUGAGAACCGAGGCAUGCCCUACCUAGAACCAACUCCAAACCAUGAGUGUCACGUUUCCAAGGCAAAUCCACAGGAUGGGAAUACUGUCACACUCACACAGCUGUUUGAAACGUCACAGCUGUACCUGUAUGAGUAUGGGGACCUGACUGUAGAGCAGCGUCCACGCCACAUCUGCCCCUUUGCAGUCAUGUCCUUUAACUACAAGGACGAUGUCAAGAAGACGAAACCUGCGGACGCCCCAGUUGUCAGCCCCAAGCUGUCAAGCCCCAAGGUUUUCAGCCCCAAGUUGACAAGUCCCCCUGUCUACAUCAGUCCUGCCUCGCGGCCUCCAUCUGCCUCGUCUCCGUACCGGGAGUCGGCAGAUGAAGAGUACACCACUUGGAGCGGGCAGCUCAGUGUCAAGGGGCUGUUUACCUGCAAAGUGGAGAUGGUCUCUACAGCGGCAUGCAUCAAACCUGUCAAACUAGGAACCACCCUAAAUGUGACUAAGAAGUGCAGCUUGCCCCUCGCCCAGACCAAGUACUUCGGCCAGCUGAGCAGCCUGAGGAAGAACGGGGAAGUGUACUGGCGUGGGAACUACAUCAAUGUCUGUGAACUUCGACCUAAGGUGGACAGCAGGUCACAGUUCCAGAAAGUGAUGAACUAUCUGGGAAAGAACAACAGUAUGGCUGUGUUAAAACCCGACUCGGACACAGUGUUGUUGAUGAUGCCUGAUUGCUCUCUCACAUAUCAGCUAGGUUUGACCAAGCCUCAUCAGUAUCCUAUUGUUCUGCACUGUAUAUUUCUGUCCAAGCAGUCCUGCAAGUUCAAAUCUCCCCGCUACACAAUGAACCAGUCUCGAAUCCAGUCUCCACCUCUACCCACCUGCAAUAACAACACAUGUGUUGCCAGAUCAUCAAUGUUACCACCAAACUUUGCGACACCUCUGCAGAUCAAUAUCAACAAUAACAACAACCAGCUCCAUCCUUCUAGCCCCUCCCUCUUCACCCCUCCCCCCUCAGCCCCGCCACUACCCCCAGAGCCCUGGUCAAGCACACCACCAUCUCAGCUGCCGUCUCCACAGGCAUGCUCCCCCAACUUCUUUCCACCUUCACUUCCAUUCAACCUAUGCAUACCUCCACCACCACCGCCACCACCCCUUCCACCUCCCCCUCCCCCACCCCCACCACCCCAUCACAGCCCCCAGUCCUACCCCAGCAGCCCUGUGAAAUGGCCAGCCCUGUCUCCGGGCCAGAGACACAAGUCGACCAGCCAGCCACUGCUGACAUGUGACAUGAUUCCUCCCUCUCCAGCCAGCCCUAGUGUGCUGGUGUCUGCCAAGUCGAGUCUGUCGCCGUUGUCACGCAGCAUCGUAGCUGCCCGGGAGUGUGGACCUGCUACAAGACUAGGGCCCGUGGCUGAAGCCAAACUGUUGUACCCUCAGUUGAGUGGCCAGCCCCCUAGCUCCACACCCUACCUACAGCGAAGCAGUUCCACCCCAGACAUGCAUGACCCGCCACGCCCACUUAGGAUGACCAGCCUUCCUUUGGGCUUUGACGAGGGCUUCGUCCAGAAGGUGCCAAACCACUGCAUGCUGAAUCUCUCUCAGAUGCAGAAAAUCUUUGACUCACAGAAUAAAGUGCAACAUGACAUGAAGAACAAACCACGACAAAAACGUAGCGACUGUGAGCAGGAUUCCACCAUAACAUCAACCUGUGCUGAAGAAGAGGCACAUCUGGCUUUUGAGGCAAGAUUAGAGUCACAAUUGGCGGAAUCCUCUAAAAGUGACUCUAUGUUUGAGAUGAGACGCCAGAGGACAGCAAACAUGCAUUCCCACUCAGAUGUUGAACUUUCUGAAAGUGAAGUCGAGUCUAUUGUGAAGAAUUUCUCAGUAUCGGACGCUUCAGGAAAACAUGGAAAGAAGCCCAAGUCUGAUGAGGAGAGGCUUGAUGACAGUCCAUCGUUGAGGCCUCCAGUUACGGAUGUUGUAGCUAGUGCUCAAGACAUGAGAACUUUCCUUGAAAACAAUCUACAACGCUCCAGAAAUAUACCCAAAGGAGAUAAAGAUCGCACUGAUAAAGUUGUCAUUGACACCGUACAGCCAGGCAAGGCUGUGGCAAAGGCUAGCAAGGUGGAGGAAGAACCAACUGUAUCAUCAACGGAUGGGGCAAGAGAUUUGAAAAUGGCCAACCAACUCUCAACUGCAAAUGACAUGAAGGAGUUCCUAAAUUCCACACUACUGAAACCCCUCAAACGCCCUUCUCCACGGAAAGAUCUCAAGAAAGGCACCAACACCAAAGAUAAAGUGACCAAGAUAUCCGAUCAAAGCUUUUUAAGUCCAAUUCUCAAGAAAAUCAAACGAAGUAAGAUAAAGUCAUGGAUAAAGGCCAUCAACACUAAAUCACCGACAACCAUCAUCACAGUCCUGCCAACCUUCAUUAGAGAGAUUGACAGCAAGCACCUGCCGACCAUCCUGAGUAAGCACAGCAGUUCUGGGUCCGACACUGGAGGGUCUCCAGACACACCUUCAUCAUCCACAUCUUCACCUUUACCCCCCAAUUCUUUGCCUAGUUUUACCUCUCCAGUCACUGACACACAGACACUAGCAAGCCCGGAAUCACAACAAACACCAUCAUCCAAAACUUGUGAGACUCCUGUUGUGCCUCCCUCCCCUGGAUUCUUGACUCUGUCGAGAAGGAACAGCGAUCUUGCUAUUCAGAACCUUUCCGCAGCAACCCUUUUCUCUCCCCCUCGACAUGUGCGAGUGACAGCUGAUGUGACGGAAGUGAAGAUUGUCAACACGUACCAGCAUUCUGCUCCUGUCCCUAAGCCUGGCAAGUUGGAGGCAAUACAGUACAUGCUGCAUGGGCUGAGUCAAGAGGUGCCCAGCUCACGUCUUUCAGAAAGCAUCAUGGCUGUCUUGCACCAAGAAGAAGAGGAAGAGGACAUCCGUUAUGUGAGGUCCGCCGACUCCAGUGACAAGCUAGGGGAAGACAGCAGUAGUCAGGACAUGCUGGACAGUCCUAAUCUAGAUCCAGAUGCUAACAUCAAAGAUAGUCGUAACAUUGUUGUCGGUGAUGAACUGAAUAUAUCUGAUGAAGUUACUGAAAAACAAGAGGAAGGGGUGCUUGUAACAGAUGCUGUUGAGGUGUCUCCUGCAACUGAUAAAACACAGCAGUUCAUGUCAAGGUCACCGAGUAGAUCUAGGUCACCGUCACAUUCUAGAACUUCAAGUGGUAGCUUAGAUGCAAAACCAACCAAAGACAAUCCUGAAAGUCACACAAAAGAUACUUCUGAAAAAGUGAUGGAUAAUUUUUCUGAAAGAAAAGAUGAAGAAAAACAUGAAUCUCAGACUACAUCCAAAGGGAACUCACCAGAGAAAAGCAGGCAACAUAGAUCUAGGUCUAAGAGUGGUGAGUUCAGUAAAGGAGGAAAUACAGAGAGCAAGAAAUCAAAGGGUCAAUCAAAAGGUUUGGAUAAAGAUUCAAGGGAGACCAAUGUUAAACAGGGAAAAUCGAAAAGAAGAACCACUGCGACAGUUGAAGACAAGGGAAAAGAAACAUCACACAAGCACAGUAACACAAGUGAACUAUGUAGGAAAUCGGGGAAAGAGAGAGUUCAUAACCAUAGUAACACUACUGAAAGAUGUAGGGAAUCGGGGAAAGAGACAGUUCGAAACCAUAGUAACACUAGUGAAAGGUGUAAGGAAUCUGGAAAAGAGACAGAUCAUAUCCAUAGUAACACCAGAGAAAGGAGUAAGGAAUUGGCAAAAGAGACAGUUCGUAACCAUAGUAACAGUAAUGAACGAUGUAAGGAAUCAGGAAAAGAAACAGAUCGUAACCAUAGAAACACUAGUGAAAGGAGUAAGGAUUCAGGAAAAGACACAGCUCGCAACCACAGUAAUGCUAUUGGAAGAAGUAAUGAGCCUGGGCGAUCAAGACAUUCCAGCAGAUCAUCGGGUAGUUCAAGAUCCAGUUCCAAAUUUGAUUCCCAGUCCAGGGAAAGUAGCUUAGAGAAACAACUGAAACGUGUGUCUAAGAUGGCUGACAACGUUUCAAAGAAGAGUGACAAGGACAGACAAAAAACAAAUAGUGAUCCAAAAGAGAAGUCUUCUGACAAGACUAGGUCAAGAUCAGGAGAAAAGACUAGAAAAAGCCGCUGGAUGCAGGAAAACGACAGUGAUAAACCCAAACCCAGUAGAAAUGUGCAAGAUAAGCUCACUGAUAAGAGUCUAUGCCGCAUGUCAGACAUUGCCGAUAAGGUAUCUAAAGUCCCUAAACCAAGAGCUGGUUAUUCCACCAAAUUUGGUGAUGGCAAGCCAAAAUCAAAAGCACAACUGUUGUUUGAGAAAAAGUAUGCUGAGAAACUGAAACAGUCCUGCCUUCCCCAAAUACCUGGUUUGUACAGUAGUGAAAUGGUGGAGCUCUCCAAACUGCAGCCACUGAAACUGGACACAAGUGUUGGAAUAUCCCCAGCCUUCAAGCUGUUGGAUACAGGUUCUUGUCGCAACAGUUCAGCUUUGCCCAACACAGCCGUAAGGAAUCUACAGAAAUCUUUGGACAGUAAAAACCAUUCGCCUCUGGUUCUGCUAGACAAACAGAAUGAAAUAGCUGGCAAGUCUGUAUGUGAGGUUAAGCCAAGACAAGCACAAAAAUCUGAUGCUGGUUGUCGAACAGAACAAGAAUCGGAGAGACACAGUAGGCAUGGUUCUGUUGAAUGUUCUAAAACAAAUUCUGUAAGCCUCCGUUCAGUUGUCACAACCGUGUCCAACACUGACAGGGUCAACAGCGACAGGGCGAGAACUGAUGGACAUGAGGCAGCACAAAGCACCUGUGAAAGACGACCCAGUGGGGAUCCAAGAUUGGAAAACCGAGCCAAAGUUAAUCAUUCCAGAAGCAAUAGCAGCAACAGUGACAAGAGGAUGACUGAUGACAAGCCUGUCAGUGGAGACAAGAACAGUCAGAAUACCAUGGAUGGACCCCCUGGACGACACCCAGUGAGGAACCUCAACAUGGCUCAGAUCACAGAAGACAGGCACAGUCGACAGUUCCACCCCUACAAGAUGACAGGGAAGAGGAAACCAAUGGCUUCCUUCAACAUUGGAGUAAGCGACAUUGACGAGCUGCUUAGUGACCUAACUUCAACUGGCCUGAAAUGGAAGCGCCUGAAGGAAUCCUGGAGCUUUGGCCUGCAUCACAACUUCAGGCAGCAACCUCGCUUCUCUGACUACAUGUUCUUCAGGAAUCCUGUGCCACCUUCGCCCAUGAAACAGGAUAGAUCAAACAGACCAGUUGAAAAGGAAAGUGACUUCACAUCCGACAACAUCCCUGAGUUUGAGAGAAGGGCACAGCAGGCCGACAUGUUGGACGAGUUCUUCAUGGAAGGAGGAGGAGAUUCACAGCCGGAAAUAUCAGCAACCUUUGACAUGGAGAAGCAGUCUUAUGAUUCACAGGAGUCUGGGAUCAGCCGUGAUGUGUGUCAAAGCACAGAAGGAUCUCCCCAGCUGCCAGCUGGACAAGCAAUUCACAGCACUGCUGCUGACAUAUCUGGGGAGGUACCACUGCCUGCCAGCGAAAUCUUGGACAAUAUUGCUGCCUCUGAGAAGAGACCUGAUCAUGCCGGUCCAUACAGUCCCGAGGAACUGCAAGAGGUACGGCCUCCCACUGAAGGAGGAAAUCAGGAAGAUACUGAUGACCUUAGAAUAAAGAUUGUAGGCUGUCACUCUCUGGCAGCUGCACCUGAGACAGUUGAGCCUGCGGUUGAUGGAUUCUUUGAUCAGUUAGAAUGGUCAUUUGAGACCGAUUCCAUCAAGUCCAAACAAGAUUUAGGCGUACAGCAAAUCAACUUUACUGAUGACCAUAUCAUGUCAGAGGGAAACAACACAAGAAGUCUGGAUAGGGAUUCACAUGUGGAGGCUGCACAUUCAGUGAUGAGACCACGCGAUCCACGACUCGCCAGAAGAAAUGUGGUGCCUUUAAAACCAGUGCUACCUGUCACACAGACAGAUGAAUGCCUGCCCAAUGUCUCAGCACCAGUAACUUCAAAGGCACUUUUGAGCAGCACCCUGCCUGAAGAUCCUCACCAGCUUGAUACAGUGAAAACCCCUGAUAGUGUCACAUGUACAGAAUUGAAUCAAGCUGUGAUACCAGACUCGGAAGUAAUUGCCAGAAGUAUUGAGAUGAAGAUGUCCUCACAAGGUCAUGAUGACCUGCAGGAGGCGCCAAUGGACAUGAGUGACAGUGAACAUGAAGCACAAUAUCAGGUUGAUGGACAAUCUCAGAUUAGCAGUACAAUGGACAGUCCUCUGAAAGGAAACAAUUCUUGUAGUGAGAAAUAUUCUGGUGUGUUUGGAAGAAGCUUGUCUGUACCUGAUACUCAUUCUGCAAGAAAAAGGUCAUUUGCAGUGUUCCAGGAUAUGUGGACAUCCCAAACUGGACUUGAUCUUGCUGUUCCUGCAGUCUUGAAAACCUUGCCGAUUAGUGAAAGUGCUGCUUGUGGUUUGACAGCUCACACAGGUAGCGAAUCAGACUCUUUCAAAGAUGAAGGAAAGACUGCUGGUGCUGCUGUUAAGAAAGACCGCAGAGAAGAUGUGGCUAGGAGGAAGAACGAGGCUGCUGAGAUGCUGGAGGAAUUAAACAGCUAUCUAGAAACUCAAAAACCAAAAGCCAAACAUGACACUGAGCAUAAUUCAAAAGCUGAUCAUGAAUUUGAACAGCCUAUAACCCAAUCACACAAUAUUGUCAUUGACCAGAAGCUGACAUCCUUUCUUGGACAGGUUGAUCCAGUUGAUAUUGCAAUUCAAGACUCAACAAGUGAGUCCUUGUCUCAACCUUGCUCCCCUGAUUUUGAUAUGCCAGCCCCCUUCCCGAGACAUACAACAGCUGAAGAAGGCCUGUCACCGAAGCUGAAGACUUUCACCAAACAGUUGAGUGGAGAAAAUGAAAUGCUGUCUUGUCCUACUUUGAUCAACUCAGGGGAUGAAGACUUGCACGGUAAUGGAAACAGAAAAAAGAAAGCAUCAUCAAACAAGACCAAACGUAGGGAACAAGCAAAGAAGAAGAAAGUUCACCGUGCAACAGGUCCCCAUCCGGACCGGUUCAACAGAUGGGACCAUGUGCUCUUCCCCUUCACCUUUGACCCCUGGAGGGAUUUCAAAUAUGAGCGUAACCCUCAGCUUGGCAACUACCAUCUUCUUGAGCUUCAUGACAGCCCUUCAUCAGAUCCAAGGAGAAACAAGGCCAUCCUGCAGAAGAGGGACAAGGAACAAACUCAGCAACACAUGAGGAGCCAACUACACAAAGUCAAGCCAGACAGGAAACCAGCAGUGAACUCCAUGCUAGAGAGGGAACUGUUUGCUCCCACUCUUGCUGAACAGAUAACAUGUGCAGCUCAGGCGAGACGUAUUCAGCUUGGUCUCACAAGCUCCUUGAAGUCUGCAGAGAGACCUCCGAGCCCUGAACACACAGAGCCACACGAUGAACAAAACACAUCUCUAUACAGACCCAAAAUAGACCCUGAAACACAUUUACAAACUGAACACAGAUCCUUUUUGCAUAAAUCUGGAAAGUCCAAGACGAGUAAGUCAGAUAUUGGGGACAGUGGCUAUUAUUUGCCUGAACUAGAAGUGGUGUCAAAAAUGAAAGAAAGUGCCAACGACAGACCUGGAAGAGAAACUGAAGCGAAUUUUGAGCAAUAUGAACAGAAUAUACCUAUUUGUGUUAGUAAGUUGAAAUACCCAAGGUGUAACAGUUUACAUUCAGUUGCUAAUGAAACUGAUCAUUCCAUAGAAGUAGAUUCUUUGCAUCUCAGAAGAUACAGCAUCUCGGCUCCUGCCUGUGCAGCAAAGACUCUAGAAGAACUACCACAGAAGCAACAUUCCACAAUAAUCCACCAAAAUGUACCUGCAUCAGGAAAAAGAAAGAUGGAAUCAUUUAGUAUUCCCCCUCCAACUAAGUAUCAUUCCAGUGAAGGAACAGCGGUACCUCAGACUUUAGGAUCAACCUCGGAACAUUACUCACCUCAGGUAAUGCAGCCCACAUCCUCUCAGGAUCUAGCAUGUUCAGUGCCUCGUACAACAUUCCAAGUAGACUGCAAUACAUCUGCUCAGGAGCUUCUCUGUGAUAGUCAAACUGCUAAUUCUCAACAUGCUACAGAGGCAGUAGUCAGACUGAUGAAUGGUGCAAUGAAAGGACUUCAGAGCUCUGGGGAUGCCAUCCUUCGCAAUUUAACAUUGGAAUAUUUUGAUCAUGAAACACAGUCAUUGUUAGCAAGAGAUUGUGAGCAUCCUGUAAAUAAGAAAAGGAGAUCUGAAAGCAACAAAGUCCUGCAAUGUUCUGAAGAAAACCCAGGCCAAUCUUAUCGAGGCCAAAGAGAAACUGAUAGCAACGCAUGUGAGGCAGGUGAAUCAGUUUCAUUUGGUAGGAUUAUGGACCAGACUUACCCUUAUCAAGCAAUCAAACCAUCUGUGAAAGCCAGCGCAGAGCAAAACAUCAACAAUACUGUGAACAUUGCAGCAUCUGUAAGAGGCAGGGACUCAGCUAAGCUCCAGAAUUGUGAAAAUUCAAGCCUCAAGACUGGGACAGCAUCCAGUGUGAAAACCUCAGAUACAGCAAAACAGUCUGUGACAAGUAUUGCCCUCACUGCGGCAGCAGACAAGUCUCAGAACAUCUCUACAUCGUGUGUCAUGGUUACUAAGAUACACCCAGAAGAAGAGCAGAGGACACAGGAAGCAAAAUACCUAGAUAUUGUGCCACAUAAGUCAUCCAGCAGUCACAAUCUUUCACCUUCUAAAUGUGAUCUAUUUGAAUUGAAUAAAUACUACAAAGAUGUUGAGCCUUUGGUAGAAAGUGUUAUGUCCCAGAUUAUAGUGGUAGAAGAUUCUACAGAUUCGGAAAAUGAAGUUGAAGGGUGUGUCAAGUCUCUUUCGGGUGAUGGUGAAUCCCAGGAAGCUCCUAAAGACUUAGAUACAACUGAUGUGUUAAAAAUGGGAAAAAGGAUUCCUACAAUUGGUGGCAUGUGUGCUAGAGACUCGAGGUAUAGUCCUAUCCAGCAAAACGAAUCCCUCACCCCAGCUGUUGGUUGCCAGAUACCACAGUUUAUACCGACUUUAAGACCCUCCGCAGAGAUGAGCACUCACCUGAGCAACUCGGAUCAAACUCACACAAUGAACAAGCUAGAUUUGGUUGGAGAAAGACCUGACAUCAAGCCAACAUUACAACCAGGGACAGCCUUUCAGCUCCCUGAACAAAGAAACCGGGUAUACUUUAAUCCUCGUAUGAUGCAUUUGUGGCCUCAGGUUCAACAAUAUAACCAGCAGGCCAUUCAACAGACCUGUGUUAUGUAUCCUCAGUCCGUUUCUCCACUCAGCUAUGCACAUAGUUCCUUGCCGUACCCAGUCUCCAACUUGUCCAGCGCCUCUGGUCUGCCAUGGAAUGUCAAUGCAUCACUGGGUGUUAAUUUAUAUUCGUAUCAGGGCCAGCCACAACCAUAUCCUUCAGUGAUAACCUCUCCCACAGAGUUCACGUCCACACAAAGAGAUGUGUCGUCCAGGACUUACACCCCACCUCUGAGGGAGCCUCCUGUUGAUGUGGAACAUGUUGCCAUGCUGCAACAGCAGAAAGCCCGUCAGCUGCUCCAACAAACAGUUUCUCCAACUGUCACUGGUUAUUGUGCAGAUGAAAGUGUUGUUGAUUCUGGUAUGCCAAGAGAUGAUGGUAGCUCUUCACAUCAAACCGGUGGCCCUUGUGUUUCUCCUAUCACAAACAGGGAUCUCAAAAGCAAACCUAUACAGGUGUUAGGCCAAGUAUCUGAAACAGAGGCAGUUACAUCUUUGAAAGAACUUUCCAAAUUUGAUCAAUAUCUUGAAGAUAUCUCAGACAAUGAUGACCUGGGUCUCAGAUCAGUAGAAAUAGAUGUCCAUGUGCCAGAGUUUAGAGAAAGGCUUCAAGAUCAUCUCAAAUCCUGCAUUGACAACUUGAAUGAUUUCACACACGACCUGCAUGAGAGAAGACCUGAUGCUGACCUGGAGCCAGGGCUGGACCUGUCCAGCAUGUACUACACUUACUGUGAUGAAGUGCCCAUGCCAGAGAGUCUGCAGUGUACUCUGAGUCAGGGGGAGAGGACGGUGCUCCGGCAGUUUGCAGAUGUUCAGAAGCAGGUAUACGAGUCUUUGCCUGACAGUCCCAGGGGACCCCGCGGUGGUGUCACUGAGGGUGGCAUUGUCAAUGCUGAUGAUGACUUCCUUCUUCAGGGAAAACCAGGUGAUCUGGACGACAUCCUGUCUGGCAUGUAUGCUCUGUGUCGGUCUGGGAAGAAGUGGCUGAUGCUUGUCCACUCCAGUGUCAUCAUGCUGUUGGCUAAAACAAGAGGAGCGGACUCAGAGCAGUGUGAGGUACACAAGACUUUGGCCUUGAUCUCCACCUUCAGGAAGCGUGGCAUAGUGAGGCUGGUCUCCCAGUGUGAGUGUGAUCGCUACAUGCGCAGCGCCUACAGCCUCGGCCUGUGUGUGGCCAAGUUCCGCCAGAAGGAGUUCCCUCUGCUCCGACUUAGCCUUGUGGUCUCAGAAAAACCUGACAAAACAUUAGAAGUAACUGAUGGAACGCGCCAUGUUGUCUACAUCCAGCCUAAAGCCUUCAUUCAGCAAUAUCUCACAUCUUGACCAGCCACCCUCCACCAUCUCGUUUCCCAAGUCAUCACCAACCUUUGACUGCCAGCUGUUAGGUCCAUACCUCGAUGUUACAGCCUGGAAAAUCUGUUGGUCACACACUAGUAACAUACUGUACUGUACAGUGAACAUGUGACAAGUGACAAAAAAUUUCCCCCAGGUUUCAGAUUUGACUGUAAUCUAUGUUCAGUUUAUUUUCUUCAAGUUCUAUGUGCCGGACAACUUCUCGAAACUACAAGAGUCCGGUUUCCACCCUUGCCCGAAUUAUGGAGUUAUAUUUUGGCUGGACUAACAAGUCUAUGCAUAGUCCAAUCAAAAUGUUACGAAAUAGACAUCCGGCUUAUAAACAGCAUGGCAACUUCUGUGCAGAUUUUGGGCGACUGCAGGAUAUACAGAGCAUUUUUAUUGUCAAAUGUGCAUCGACAGAUAAUUUCCAAAUCUUUCUCUCUUUUUUGAGCAGCAUGCUCAAGUGCACUUCGUGAGGUAAGAUCCAUUUGAUCACAAUAAAGAUCCUGUUUAUCGAUCAGAACUUUUUGACUAGGAGCCACCAAAUUGUUUCAAGUCAAUGCAAGUGAUAUGAUAGGUGGAAUCUGAUUGGCCAAUAGGAGGGACAUAACUUGAAAAAGCCACUAGUAUCAGAACAAUCAAGCCAUAAAAUUCAAGCCUAGUUCGCCUAGAUGGAAACUUGACUUUUGUAGUGAGUAAUCUCCCUUGCCUCAGAAGACGUGUGCCAGAUUGUAAAUACGUAUAAAAUUCAGCUUUUUGUAAUGUCAACAAUAUCAAUUGAAUGUACCUGACAAAUUGAUUAGACCUUACCAUACACACAGGGCUAUUCUCUCUCAUAAACUGGGGCACAACUCUCACAGUGCUCCCUCCUUGCACUAUGACGAAGCUUCGUCAACGAUAUGUGUACAUUGUGUAGACAUCCUUGCACUGUGACGAAGCUUCAUCAACGAUAUGUGUACAUUGUGUAGACAUCCUUGCACUGUGACGAAGCUUCGUCAACGAUAUGUGUACAUUGUGUAGACAUCCUUGCACUUUGACAAAGAUUCAUCAACAAUAUGUGUACAUUGUGUAGACAUCCUUGCACUGUGACAAAGCUUCGUCAACGGUAUGUGUGAACAGUGUGGGCUGUCCAUGGAUUGGGUCAAAACUCCAAACAAUGUUAAAUGUACAUUCUGUGAGCUGUCCUUGUUUUGUGCAAAAAUACAAUGGAUGGGAAUGCUAUGUAUUCCUUUCACAGCGGUUGAACCCGGACAAUGAUGUUUAAACAUGAUUUCAUCAAUUCCACAUGUGCCCCAAGCCUAGACAUAUAGCAAUGACCUGUGACUGUGUAGGAAGACUUCUUUGUGUUUCAGUGCUUGUUUUCCUUUGGAUGUAAACAUUUGUCAUAUAAUAAAUGACUUCAUUAUCAUUAGCCCAUUACCACUAGUCAGUGUUAGGCUAGGUCUGUGAAUCUGUGCCACACUCUUUGUCUAGUGCUUGCCUGCGAACAAUAUGAUUCAAAGGUGCCCCCAUGUGUUAAUAGUGCUGUAUUGCAUUUAGCAAUGCUUAUCAGCAUCAACUGUUUAUGGCUAUGCACCAGCUUAUGAGCAAAGGUACUGAGAAUUACACUGUAAGCAGUGCUUCAAGCUUAAUAUUUAGCAAGUGUACAAACUAAAGUCCUUUGUCAGCUUAUGUACAAACUUAUGGCAGAUUGUUAAUGCAAGGUCACGCAAAUUGUCAGUAUGUGAACAAAGUGACAUGUUUUUCAACAUGAGAGCAAAGCUUAAUGUUUCUUUUGAGUAAAGAUUAGUGUGUCUUACUGCAGGGUUAGAAGGAAAUGCAAAAGCAUUUCCGUGCCAGCUAAAGACAUUUGGAACAUUUUAGCUAGCCCAAUGCUAGCAGGCUAGUGUUGACUUCCAACCAUGUGCUGUGUAUUGUGAUAAAUACUCUGAUAAGUGUGAAGGAAACGUUGUGUCCUGUUUUAUUGAAGGUUGUACAAAUGCCCCUUGUCUUCAGAAACAGCGAUGGUCACCUAUUGAAAUGUUGUUAUAUUAUUAUUGUUAUAUUUUUGAACUGCAUUGAUUAUUUCGUGUCACCAAUGCUCACAAUGUGUGUGUUGUCUUUCAACUUAACAAAGGGAGGUAACUUCUAUUUUAUAUUGCACUUUGGUUACCGAGAUGAGUUGAUAUUUUUAAAGGUGAAAGUUUGACAAGUAUGUGAGACCUUCAACACAUGGAGAGAGUGUUGCAGCUGACUGGUCUCUCCGGUUGUGAAAUGUGGGAGUUCCUUCUGACAUUUGUUGCAGACUUUGGGCAGAAUAUAGGCCUCACUGCAGGUCCAGAUAAUCUGGGCAUCAUUUACUUUUUCACUUGAAUGGUUUGACAUUCCUUAUAAAGAGCACGGUGUGGAGAGAGUAAAUGGUAGUCGAAAAGAACACUUUUAAUCCAUUAUUGUUUAUUCUAGUGGAAAGAUUGCUGAGAGUGGCAGUAAGCAGCCAACAAAAUCGUGUUUCAUUCUCUGUAUGUCAUAACUGAAGUUGGAAUUCACAACCAUCACGUUUAUGCAAUAAUGUAAGUAAUAUGUAAGUAGUGUUCUUGACGUUGCCUUUGUCCCACCAUAAUGUGAAUAAUCUCACCUUGCCACUUUCUGAGAAUAUUGUUGGCAUCAUAACCUGGUGCUCUAGCUAAAUAUUUGACUCCCUUAAAUCAAAAUGAAUGUUUGAACUGGUUAUACAUGUGAUCAUCAUGGUAACCUUAUGUUAUGUCAAAUCCAUAUCAAAGAUAUUCCUAGCGCAGGGUGCAUGGCACUUCUAGAGAGUACCAGUGUCAAGAUAUUACUCACUCUUGCAACAUUACCUCCACAGCACCUUAAACCCAAAGAGAUGCUUUCUCGGCUUCAUAUAGUAUUUUCUGAAAUUUCUCUUUUAUAUUUUUUAUAUAAAUUGUAAGGCCCAAACAAGCUUUCUUCAUUUUGCAACAAAAUUAGAAAUCCUCUUUUACUGCAAAAUAGGGCAGUCUGCAAUUUGAGCCACAAGUCCAAAGUCAAAGUAUAGUAAGGUCACUUUAUGGUAGUCUAUAAACUUAGACUAAUAUAUGGUAAAAAUAAGGCCAGUAAACUUUUUCGGGCUAGCAGGCGCAAAUGUUUCUGGCACAGACUGAUCGAGAGUUCUGAUAAAUAUCUUGUUUCAUUUUAAGUAUGUUGUUUCAGCCCUCAUUAUUUGGCUUUGUACAGAGCAGCCAAUAUCAAGCAAGCAGUCCAACAAGACCUGUUUUCUCUUUUUUAACAAAUGAUCAAGAUCUUUAUGGACAAUAUUGUUUUUGUUUCAUAAUUAAAAACUAUCAAAUGGUUCACUUAGUGAAUCUCAUGAUGUAUAGCCAGAGUCCAUUAUCAGUAACAUGUAUAUGGUCCGAUGUCAACUUGUUACCAGUGACUUUGUUGCAUUCCGUGGUUGCACAACAUUCCACCGACCCGGGAAGAUGCUGACCAAUCACAUCCUGCUGAUAGUACAUAGUAUGCCAUGUGAUAUUUGAUCAAAUGUUUGUAAACCAUGUGAUAAUGUAGAGAUAUUUGAUAAUCAUGACAUAAAUUGAAAAAUCUUUGUUCCUUCCACAACUUGAGAUGCCAUCAUGUGAAAACAUAGGAUAUGGCUUGCAUUGUACGUCAUUCUGUUGUUAGUGUCUCAGGUAGUAUGAUAGACUCCUGGACACAUCAUUGAAGAAUGUUUGUAUGGCCCAUGUACGUGUGUAUAGAUUCGUAUCCCCAACAAUUGCUCUGGUGUGGCUUGUGGCAGUAUAUGGCAUCCAAUCAUAUUAUUCUUUGUUCUUGAUCUACAUCCACGGCAAGGAUUGAAGAGGCUAGCUCAGUAUUCUUGUCUGAAUUAUUUCAUCUUCACAAUUUCUCAAAUCAAAGUGUAAAGAGUUCCAGCUUGAUUUCCCCUUGGGUUGUAUAUAUAAAUUAUUGCUCUUGUGUACAUUAUGGGAAAACCUAAUCAAGCAGACCAUUGCAGAGCAUAAUUUUGCAUAAUGUUCUUGAAAUUGAUAGUCCAUUCUGUCAAAGAAACUUAUGCAAUAUUUGUAGAACAUCACCUAUUUAUGUUUUUUGUUGAUUGUCAAAUGUUUCUAAGAGCUCUGUUUCAAAACAACCUUUGUUACUGUAGCCAGAGACAUAUUGUUGGCGUUCUGCCUGGUUACAUACAAUCCACUCAUAUUUCUCUAUUUGAUACAAAGGGUCAUAUUUCUACAGAGGUCUUCAUUACAGCUGAAUGCAUAAACACAUCUAUUUAUUUCCAUUACCGGUAGUAUUUAUUGUCUUCUAGGAAUCCACAUAGUUGACAUCAGUAUUAUCAUGAUAACCCAACUGCAUAGUUUUAUAUUCUUUGCAAUGUUUCAUCUCGUUUGUAUCGUCAUAUCAACAAGUAUUGUGUUGUGCUGUCUACUUCUUGGUGUUGGCAGUGGUGCUUUGUGUAUUUCAGUUUUUAGUUUUUUAUACAUGUGUAACCUGGUGAUGUUUUUCAUUGUGUUCAUCCCAUGUCGUAUGGCGACCAGGGCUCGAUUUAGCUAUGAAAACACACACACAAGUGCAACCUGUUUUUGAAAAGUGCAACCAAAUAUUUAUGUCUGCCUAUCACAAAGUGCAUGUAAAAAUAAAAAUUAAUUUGUGUAUGACUAACCCUUACUUGUCCACAAAAAAUCGAUCUUUGAACACAUUCAAUUCUUCUUCAGUUGUCUGCACAAAAUCGAUCUUCGAACACAUUCAAUACUUCUAAAGUUUAUUUACUAUGCUACAUCACUAAUGCCUGUUACGUGUAAUUUGUCAUGUUUUCCUAGACUUCACACGGUAGGUACUUCAAGAUUAUGUGCACGUUCCUUUUAUGUUUUACAGAAAUGCGUCAUUAAUUUAAGUGACACUGGCAGCGGACCGGCCCAUGUUUCAACUUUGAUAAAUAUAUAGAACCAGGGUGCAACAUGGUUUUGUUUGCUUCAACUAGGUUUUCAUGUCAACAUACAAGUUGCAAGUUGGAUCAAGUUCCUUAAAUCGAGCCCUGCUUACACUAGUCUGUGUGUCCCUCUUGAUACAGUGCAACUGUUGACAAGUCAAAUUCCCAUGUGCGUUCUUCUACAGUCUCUUGUUGACUGGGAUCUUCUUAGUUUCUGGUUACUCUCCUUGCUGGCCUUUCUUUUCAGGAUAUUAUUAUCCGUAUCCUUAAGCUGUCAUUUUUCAAGCAGGUUGUAUAUUCAUGUUUGUGAUCUUGUUUGUUACACUCUGCAACUGGAAAUAAAUUAGUUUAACUCAAUUAUCACAAAAAGACACGUAUCUGUGAGUUCGCCACAGUCCAAAUUACACCUUAUUUGAUUAUAUGAAGCUAUCCACCCUUUUAUUUGAAAAACAUUGCAUUCACUGUGAGUUAGCCCUAUCUUCCUUUGUACCGGUGUACUAACAAGGAAUCCUGACUGACAGGUUACCACUGGGAAUGGUUAAACGAUGAAAGUAGUCAUUAUAUGAGGUCCUCAUUCUAACUUAUAUCAAACUACAGUGCAAUGUCUUUGAUAUAGCUAAAAUAUUGCUGACUGGUGUUUAUCCAAUUCGCUCACUUUCCUCAACCAUUAGUAAUGGUAUCAAUAUUGAACCUCUAUUUAGUGCAAUUACGUUCGCUGCGUAUCUCAUGCAGUAAUGUGAAGGUUCGCUUUUAGCUUCAGAAGGGAUUAUACAACUCAGUGUGUUAUAAGUAAUCAGGGUGCUGUGUGACAAAAUAGAAAUAACAUCAAUGAGUUGUGACGACAAAAUGUGGAAUGUUAUUUUCAGGGUGUAGUGUUGCUUGUUUUCAUGACAUAUCUUCUUAUCACAGAGCAUUCCAGAAGUAAUCUACAUGUAGUGAGAUUAUGGUACAUCUUUGUCUUUUCCGAUUUGGACAUAUCACUUGUAUUUUUGAAGAGAGAUUUCAGUUCCACUUUCAGAACAGUGUUUUACAUAUUUUAGUCAACAUAGUGUACAUGUAGCAUAGCGUUAAUAUUAUUUCACCUUUGAGCUUAUGAUCAUUUCGUAUCUGUUGAAAAUAAAGAAAAGUACAUUGUUGA